This is a messenger RNA of Labrus mixtus (cuckoo wrasse), 2098 nucleotides long. It is a transcript of the gene thbd, whose product is annotated as thrombomodulin. Lineage: Eukaryota; Metazoa; Chordata; Actinopteri; Labriformes; Labridae. Gene Ontology annotation, cellular component: extracellular matrix; external side of plasma membrane; membrane. Bases 172 to 1818 code for a protein of 548 amino acids. The record is from RefSeq and is a predicted model, not a curated record. The transcript has a single exon. Gene Ontology annotation, biological process: cell migration. Gene Ontology annotation, molecular function: calcium ion binding; extracellular matrix protein binding; transmembrane signaling receptor activity.
UGUGAGGAGACAGUGAGCAGCAGGCAGAUUAAGAACGACUUCCUUCCUUUGCCGGGGCGCUAACAUGGAACUUGGGGAUUAUAAAUGCGAGCACACGAUUCUCUCAAACAAACAAGCCUUUAGACUGUUUGAACGCGCAAGAACUUGAGUGGACACAGCCAAGGUUCAAACAUGGUGGAUGUAACUGGACUUUUUGUUAUCUUGUUGACUCUUCUGGUGGGAAAAAACAGUGCAAUGGAGCCAAAUAGCGGUUACUGCAUUGGAAACCAAUGUUUCACUGUGUUUCGAGAUGUAGGCGAUUACUCGACCGCACAGGAACAAUGCAGAGACCUUAGCGGACACUUGAUGACAGUGCGUUCGUCUGUAUCCCAUGAUAUACUUUUAAUCUUGUUGGGGAACUUUACGGGGCGGUACUGGAUUGGUUUGAAUCUACCGACCGGCUGUCCAGACGUCGCUGCGGAGCUGAAAGGUUUCCAGUGGGUGACCAAAGACAGCGAAAGUGACUUUUUCAACUGGGUGCCGGGUUUUGACAGCAGCUGCUCUUCUCGCCGCUGUGUCUCAGUUUCCCGGGAGGAUGACUUUAAAUGGAACCAGGAAUCAUGCGAGGAACACAGAGAAGGGUUUCUCUGUGAGCACGGCAUCAAAGAGCCGUGCAAAAGUCUCGCGGCUGCAGUGGGCGAGUCUGUCAUGUACAGGACCACUUUGGGGUUUCAGGGCGAGGACUUGUUGUCUUUGCCCCCGGGCAGCACCGCUAUUCGGAUGCCAGCUGAGACCAAAUACGUCUGCGUCUCCGAACAGUGGCUGCAGGCGCCGUGGAAAUGCGAGAUAACGGAAGGAGGGUGUGAGUACAAAUGCUUAAUGAACCCCCAAAAUGCACCCUCGUGUUACUGCCAGCCGGGACAAAUCGUCAACGCCGCAAACAAAGUCACCUGCGAAGAGGUCACACCCGACCCGUGCCGGACUCUGGGUUGCAUGCACGCCUGCUACGCGCAGGGUGACACCUUUACGUGCGGCUGUCACAGCGGCUUUAAGCUGGCGCACGACGGCAGGUCGUGCGUGGACUUCAAUGACUGCAUGGACGAGCGGCAGUGUCCCGGGGAGAACUUCAGAUGCGUCGACGGCAUUGACGGGUUUAAGUGCGUCUGCGAGGAUGGAUACAAGCCUGCUGGCGACAUGUGUGUCGACCAGGAUGAGUGCGUGUCCGCGCCAUGUGAGCACAUAUGCACCAACACGCAUGGUAGCUACAGUUGCUCGUGUUAUGAUGGGUACAAAGAGGACGCAAAGGAACCACAUAGGUGUAAACGCCACUGCGGGGAGGAGGAAUGUGUCGCCGAGUGUGACCCUAAUAACAAUUUCCAGUGCUACUGCCCUGAAGGUUACAUAGCUGACGAAAGGGGAGCCGUUAUGAUGUGCAUUGACAUAGACGAGUGUGCUUUCGGUUAUUGUGAUCAAAGAUGUAAAAAUACGUUUGGCAGCUAUGUCUGUUCUUGUCAUGGAGGAUAUAGACUAGUCAACCAAUACAGAUGCGUAAAGAACGAUGACACAGACUCUGAUGGAGGGUCGGAGGGCUCUGGAGCAUACACGACCCUCCUCCCCACAGCACCACCUGUGACAUAUCCAAAUCCAACACGGCAACCCUCAGGGGUGACAGCGGGUGGUCUGGUGGGGAUAAUAGUGUGCACUGUCUUGUUUGUAGUGCUGCUGGUUUUCCUUGUUCAUCACAUCCUCUGUGGCAGAAAUAAGAUGGAGAGCGCCGGUGAGCUCAAAGCGCCGGAGGGAGAGACUCACGGUUUACAUCACGAGUCGAGUGACGUUUAAAAGAGAGACAUUGAAAACACGGGAUCAGAAAGAUAUGUGAAUGUAGGCCCGCUGGUCAAGCCUCGGAAACAGAACUCCAAAGACAGUUUUGUCGAUGUUUUACAGAAGAGCAAUAAAAACUCAAAUGUGUAAAUACCAAACAUCACAACACUCUCUCAACGUAGAAGAAAAUGUUAUUAACAAGCUGAAUAAUACCUGACUUUGAACCACCUGACAUGUAACUCACAUACAACAGACGUAAUGUAAUACACUCUGAACAAAUAAACGGUUUUGUUUUGGA